Molecule: messenger RNA, 2698 nt
Organism: Patiria miniata (bat star)
Lineage: Eukaryota; Metazoa; Echinodermata; Asteroidea; Valvatida; Asterinidae
Gene: sgpl1
Product: sphingosine-1-phosphate lyase 1-like
Exons: 15
Coding region: 278-1999 (573 amino acids)
Biological process (GO): sphingolipid catabolic process; carboxylic acid metabolic process
Cellular component (GO): endoplasmic reticulum
Molecular function (GO): pyridoxal phosphate binding; sphinganine-1-phosphate aldolase activity
Source: RefSeq, a predicted model, not a curated record
CAUGGCGAAGUGCGUUGGGGUCAUGGGCCAUUGGUUGCGAAAGCAAUAUAUCCGCAAAAGCAAUUGUAUUCGUAUUUUCUGUAGAAAUUUAUUGUGUGCCGACUGCCAGCACAGCGUGCAAUUAUGACGAAUUAAGGUCAUUGAAAUCAUUUUGCAAUACCGUGAUCGAUGUUACUGGCAAUUACCACUUUGAGUUAGUUUUAUCUCAGGAAUUUGUGCUUUAGUUUACUUCAGUAUUCUUGGACUGUUUUGGCCGCGCCGGCGUUGUCAAAAAACAAUGGGAGACAGUGAAUCGGGCAGUUUCUCAACAGCAAAUAUUGAAGAGCAAUUCUGGGAAUAUGCGGAGGUCGCCAAGCUGCACCUGAACGAUGCCCGCGUGAAGAUCAACGACGUUUGCUCCAAUGUAGAACCAUGGCAACUGAUUGCAGUCUCAAUUGGUGUCACGAUUGUUUUAGCGUGGCUGUACAAUUGGAUGAGACACCCUCUACUCACGAUACCUGAGCGAGUCAAGAUGUCAUUCUUCAAGACUUUCCGCAGCCUGCCGUUCAUCAAACAAAAAAUCCAGAAAGAGAUAGUCAAAUCCAAGGAGGCCGUAUUUCACAGCUUGAAUUGCAUGAAAGCCGGAGAGAUGUACUUGAGAUCCCUCCCCAAGAAAGGGAUGGCGGAGAGCAGUGUGCUCAGGAGGAUCAAGAACAGCUACCAUGCUAUGGAUGAGAUUGACUGGAGGAAAGGCAAAGUUUCUGGCUGUGUCUACGGGGGAACCGAGGAACUGUCGUCUCUUUGCGCAAAGGUAUAUAAAGAUUUUGCCUGGAGCAACCCACUUCACCCCGACGUGUUCCCCAGCGUGCGACGCAUGGAGGGAGAAGUUGUCGCCAUGUGCUUAUCCAUGUUCAAUGGAGGGCCAGAUUCAUGUGGAGCUAUGACUUCAGGAGGAACAGAAAGUAUCUUGAUGGCAUGUCUGGCAUGCAGGGAACGAGCCAGGGAAAGAGGAAUAGAAUUUCCAGAAAUCCUAGCCCCAGUUAGUGUGCACGCAGCCUUUGACAAGGCUGCUCACUACUUCCGCAUGAGGCUGGUCCACAUCCCACUGGAUAAGAAAACCCAAACAGUUAAUGUCAAGGCGAUGAAGCGAGCGAUCAGCAGCAGAACCUGUAUGCUCGUAGGAUCAGCGCCUUCAUUUCCUUUCGGAGUCUUUGACGAUAUUGAGGCAAUAGCCAAGCUUGGAGAGAAGUAUGACAUCCCAGUCCACACUGACGCCUGUCUGGGCGGAUUCCUGAUCCCAUUCAUGGAUAAAGCUGGCUUCCCUGUACCUCUGUUUGAUUUCCGAUUGAAAGGAGUCACCAGCAUAUCUGCAGACACCCACAAGUAUGGAUUUGCCCCGAAAGGCUCCUCGGUGAUUCUCUACAGUAACAUGGAGUUGCGUCGUCGUCAGUUCUUUGUUGCUCCUGACUGGCAGGGUGGCAUCUAUGCAUCACCAUCCAUAGCAGGCAGUCGUCCUGGCGCUAUCAUUGCAGCCUGUUGGGCCACCAUGGUCCAUAUGGGAGAGGCUGGCUACAUCGACAGUACACGGAAGAUCAUCCAGACAACUAGGAAUAUGCUGACAGAACUGAAGAAAAUCAAAGGUAUCUUUGUAAUUGGUGAUCCCAAAGUCAGCGUGAUCGCACUGGGAUCCAACGACUUUGACAUCUAUCGUCUGUUUGGUGGACUGACCAAAAAGGGCUGGAGCCUGAAUAACUUACAGUUCCCUCCGAGUUUCCACAUGUGCGUGACCCUGCGACACACCUUCCAUGGCGUGGCUGAGGAGUUUGUCAAGGACGUCAAGAAUCUCACUGCCGAGUUGUUGAACGACCCAACAGCGAAAUGCCAGGGCUCGGCGUCGAUCUAUGGGAGCUCCCAGAGUAUUCCAGAUCGUAGCAUCGUGGCUGAUGUGGCAAAGUCAUUCUGGGAUGCCUGCUACAGCACAGAGGACCUGAAGACCGUCACUAAUGGCGUCCACGCCUGAGAAGUCUCAUGGGAUGUUAUACAGACUGGGCCGUGUCUGAAUCAAGUCUUGGCUUAUGGCCGGAAAUAACACACCCACCUAUGGAAGCCACUGGCUAGUGGCUGCUGCCACAUCCCAUAGACUCCUGUGUAAUUGCUGGCCAUAGCCAGGUGAUACGGACACGGUCUACGGCUACGUCCAAAUUACGUGGCUACGGCUACUAGUUAUACAUUUGCCUAUGGAAGCGGCUAAAUCCACUUCCCAUAGACACGCAUGUAUUACUGCAAGCCAUAGCCAUUAAGGUGAUCCAUGGUGUGUACCAAAUUUUCAGGCAUUAUCUAAUUGUUAAAAAGCAAUAGUCUUACUGCGAUCCAAAAUGUGAGUCUCCUGUAGAAAUAUGUUCACGGCUAAUAUAAACCAAAAAGUAUUGAAAUUAAUAGAGAAGCUGUCCAUUUCCACAAUUAAAUAUAAUUGUCAAUGAUUUUUAAAAUGGUGCGUGGCAAGCUACCCGUCGACCCUAGAAAAUGCAAAGUGGAUAGCGACAUGUUUGUGAGGUCACAUGACCAGGCAAACUUAUGACCUAUCUGCUUCCCUGGACGCCAGUUUGUAUUCCUCGGAAUGCACCGAGACGAUAACCAAUAUAGUAUUUUAUUGCAUUAGGUUCAUGUGGAUCAUGUGUAGUACAUUCUAAUUGUUUCUGAAUACAAUUUGUUUUUAAAA